Molecule: messenger RNA, 948 nt
Organism: Didymosphaeria variabile
Lineage: Eukaryota; Fungi; Ascomycota; Dothideomycetes; Pleosporales; Didymosphaeriaceae
Exons: 2
Coding region: 1-948 (315 amino acids)
Source: RefSeq, a predicted model, not a curated record
AUGCCAGCUUCCACAAGCGACAUGAAGCGCGACGCCCAGGACGUCGACUGGAACAACGUUGCCCUUGAUCUCAGUGGCGUUGACUGGAGCAAGGUCGACUAUGGCAACGGCGCCGCCUCCUCCACUCCCGCCGCCUCCACUGCUGCUGCUGAGACGCCUGCCUCUUCUCAGCCCGAGGUCGUCGCUACUUCCGCUGCUGCUGAGCCCUCCGCCGCUGCUGAGGCUCCCUCCUCCACCGAGGCCGCAGCUCCUGCUGAGACCUCUGCGUCCGCUUCCUCUGACGCUGGUGGUGUCGUCGGCGACAUCCUUAGUGGCAUCGAGAGCCUCGCCACGAAGCUCGGAGCCCAGCUCGGUGUCAACUCCGAGACCGACAACGGACAGAUCUGGAUCGGUGGCGACGGCAAGCACUCUGCCACCUUCACCAACGGCGCUGACAAGGACGCCAUGGUCUGGUGCUGGGGCAAGUCCACCAUGUGGAUCAACGCCAACCAGCCUGUCAUCUCCAUCAAGCUCGCUGCUGGUGAGACCCAGAAGCUCUCCGUUGCUGAUGGCUUCUCCGGUGGCUGCGGUGCUUCCUUCGACGACUCUGACCUGUACAUGGGUCUCCUGAACGAGUCCAUCCUCGAGUUCACCUUCGGCUCGGGAGCCAACGGCUGCUUCGAUAUCUCCCGUGAGAUCAACAUGAAGGGCAUUCAGCUCACUGCCAAGGGCGCCAAGUGCACCAGCGGUUUGGACGGAAGCUCCGACUCGUGCACCUUCAUCUGCACUGACUCCAGCGCCACCAGGUGCGGUGCCGGUGGCGGUGACUACGCCAUCGAUGUCGGUACCUCUACCGAGGGACCUUGCAUGGUUGGCAAGGACCCCUUCACUGGUGACGCCGCCGGUGGAUGCCAAAUGGCCGACGACGGCGAGCACCUCGAGGUCACCAUCCACGCCUCCCGAUGGUAA